Populus euphratica (Euphrates poplar) is the source of this 1381-nucleotide messenger RNA. RefSeq names its product EID1-like F-box protein 2. Bases 210 to 956 code for a protein of 248 amino acids. The record is from RefSeq and is a predicted model, not a curated record. Lineage: Eukaryota; Viridiplantae; Streptophyta; Magnoliopsida; Malpighiales; Salicaceae. The transcript has 5 exons. Gene Ontology annotation, molecular function: protein binding.
GGAAAGCCGGCAGGACUCUUUUUCACUCCAAUCUCUGAGUGUGCUUCGCUCUCCACGCCUUCUCUCUUUCUCUCUCCGUGGAGUGCGUUGUUUCGGACCGAAAUACCCUUGUGGAGAAAACGAUUCUCGAGUUGUUUUUGUGCUUAUUUGUGUUUCUAGGGUUUUUGAGGCUAUGAGAAGAGGAUACUUCUUUUUCUGAGGUGGAGACAAUGAUUUUAACAAAGCAAUAUCGUUGUAUACACUCCUUGAGUUGUCAAUGCACAAAAGGGCAUCUAAGUGAAGACGUGAUUUUUUUAGUAUUUCAACAGCUGAACUGGAACCCUAAGUUCAUUGCUACUUUGUCCUGUGUAUGCAAAUGGUUUGAUGAUCUUGCCAAGCGAGUGUUAUGGAAGGAGUUUUGCCGAACAAGGGCUCCAAAGAUGAUGCGUGAUCUGCAAUCUAAUGGAAGUCACAGUGUUGAUGGGAAUUGGAGGGCACUUGGGAAACUGCUUAUUUACUGUUCAGGAUGUACAAAGGGUGGCCUUUUCAAUAACAUUAACAUUCCUGAUCAUUUUGUUUAUAGGACUCGGUUUUCUAGGACUUCAGGGAAGAGCUUUCUUUUGCCACAAUGCAGGACAGAUGUAUUAUACGUGUCUGAUCCCUGUGAACAUCUUGACCAAGGGGAUGAAGGGGAUGUGGGGUUUUUUCGAGGAAUUUUCAAGUCAUUUUCACUGUCAAAGGUUCGGAAAAUGCUAAUUAAAAGGAAGGUCCAGCUUCACCCAACAGAGGUGUGUCCUUACUGUAAGGCAAAGUUGUGGAGUAUGCAGCAAGCUGAAAUGAUACCACAGAGUGCCAGCUGCAGGCUAGGUGCCUAUGAUGACUGCAUUGAGUAUUAUGUGUGCCUCAAUGGACACAUGCUUGGAAUAUGCACUCUCCUACCUUUGUCUGAUUCAGAAGAGGCCUCCGAGUUGGAAUAAAUGCAGAGCUACAUGCUCAUUCUACACUCUGCCUGUUACUGACAUUUGUCUAGGCCUGGGUCUGUUUCAUGUUGUCGACAGAGCAAAUUUGGAUGGAAAGUGAUAGGCUUCCUGAUAGCUUUAUUAUCCUGGGGCCGAAACCAAUCAUCACAAUCUAAACUUUGAUUCUGCUUCCUGGCCCUGCUUAGGCCAAUUGUUUCAUAGAGAAGGGUUGGAGUCUAUUGCUGACCGUGGUUUAAUCAUCUGUUACUUAUUGUGAGCGUGUAAUACUGUAGUGUACAUUUGUGUAUUGCCCAUAUUUGUAUUUGGAUGGCAGAUUGGUAAACUGCAAUAAUUCACAGCCCCAUGUUGUCAAUGAUCAGUUGUUUUGCCUGUUAGAUCUUCUACGAAAAUCUUAAUAUGAUUUAGAAGGUGAAUCACCUGUA